CUAUCUCUCUCUCUCUCACCAUGUUUGUGGAAUCGCCACAAGUCUCUAAAGUCGAUAAAGAGAGUAACUAAUAAAAUGACGAUGGACGAUAAUAACUCCGUCUACGUCGGCGGCCUCCCUUACGACAUCACCGAGGAAGCUCUCCGCCGUGUUUUCUCCCCUUACGGCACCGUUCUCGACAUCAAGAUUGUGAAUGAUCAAAGCGUAAGAGGGAAAUGCUACGGCUUUGUCACAUUCUCGAAUCGAAGAUCGGCUGAUGAUGCUAUCCAAGACAUGGAUGGCAAAAGAAUCGGUGGGCGUGCGGUGCGUGUGAAUGAGGUGACGACGAGGUUUGGUGGAAGGUUGAAUCCAGGUGCUCUGGGGAGGUUUCAACCACAGAGCCCUGAUGGGAGAAGUGAUUUUAGUUGUGAAAGGGAUCGGUACUACAGGGAAAGGGAUAGGUCUCAGGGCAGGAGAAGAGAUCACUAUGAGCAUGAUAUGGUGGUGGUGGAUAGGAAUGGUUACAAGGAGAGAGUUUUCGAAGGAGGAGAGUGGCGUGGGGAUAGUGGUAGGGGAGUCAACGGGACCAGUGGUCACCAAGGAAGGAGCCAAGAGACAAAGAGAGACGAUAGUUCUAUGCUUGAUGGUGGGCGUGGCAGAGAUGGCAAAGAUCACAUCUCUAACUCAAGUGGAGAUCACAGUUUUCAGCCGAGAGAAGAAAUUGAAGCGAUGAUUAAGACGCGUGACGUGCUUCAUGAUGAGGUGCUGGUGAUGGAAGAAAGACUGAGAGCAAAAGAAGAUUCGUGCACAGACCUACAGAAGAAGUGUGAGAGAUUAGAAGAUUUAUUGAACGAUGAAAAGAAAUUGACUUCACAACGCCGAAAAGAAUUGGCAAAGCUACAUAAGUCAUUUUCAAGAGUCAGAGAGUGCACGGACAACCUGAAAGACUGUGAACAGGAACUCCAGUCGCUUGUUAAUUCAGUAGCUAGAGAAGGCGGCGUGGCUGGUGCUGAUGAAGGACUAGAAAACGGGUACGCGUAAUGCAUGUAUGAUUUGUCUCGUCCUAAGUGUAGCUUUGGUGUGUUUUGAACCCAGCUAGGUUGUGAUACUGGUUAGCUCAGAUCAACUGGUCUUGAAAAUGAUUAAAGAGAAUCCCCCUACGUCAAACUUUCACUCCCUUUGUAAAAGUCUGGACACUCACUUUUGCUCAUCAAUUAACAAUAGUGUGCAAAGCUAUUAAAUUCAAGCAAAUGAAAUGUUUAAUUAGUCUAA
This is a messenger RNA of Raphanus sativus (radish), 1251 nucleotides long. RefSeq names its product glycine-rich RNA-binding protein RZ1B. The transcript is spliced from 9 exons. The record is from RefSeq and is a predicted model, not a curated record. Gene Ontology annotation, molecular function: mRNA binding. Bases 76 to 1020 code for a protein of 314 amino acids. NCBI's taxonomy places the organism in Eukaryota, Viridiplantae, Streptophyta, Magnoliopsida, Brassicales, Brassicaceae.